AUGGCGGUCCGUGUCGAGGCGCUCUUCGACGAGCUGAUCGCGUCGAACUCCAAGUCUGUUUACGAGGCGCGCCAGCGUGGCGCCGUCGAGCCUGCGUCUGAGCGCGGGAUCGGCAUCUCCGACAUCAGGGCCUUCCACGAAAACUUGCCUUGCGAGGGCAGACAGAAGCGCCGGAAGUUUUGGGGGGUCGUCGUCGACUACUUGGCGGAGUGGGUGGCCCCAGACGACUUCUCGUUGGAGGCGUUCGGGGGCGCUGCGAAGGACGGGCUGCAGG
Molecule: messenger RNA, 274 nt
Organism: Prorocentrum cordatum
Lineage: Eukaryota; Dinophyceae; Prorocentrales; Prorocentraceae
Source: the annotation of a GenBank genome assembly